CGAAAGCACUAACAGCCAACAUGACGCAAUCGGGUACACCCGAUGAGGGCGAUCUCAUUGAAGGGCACGACCACACCGACCAGACACCUUACGAGAAUGUCGAUCUAAAGAACCACAAAACGCACCAGAACACUACGGUGUGGGAGGCCGAUGAAAAGGGCCUCAUGCACGGUGUAACCCGGCAAGUGACUAUUGAUGGCCGUGCUCAUGAGGGUGAGCAAACUGUCACACGAGCAUUACAAUCACGCCACUUGCAAAUGAUUGCUAUUGGUGGCACUAUUGGCACUGGUCUCUUUGUUGGCUCCGGAGGCGCGCUUGCGACCGCCGGUCCUGUUGGCACUCUGCUUGGUUAUGUCAUUGUCGGCGCAAUGGUGUACGCUGUCAUGAUUUCCCUCGGAGAGAUGACUACACUGUACCCCGUCUCUGGCUCUUUCACCCAUUACGCAACCCGUUUCGUUGAUCCCGCCCUCGGCUUCGCCCUUGGCUACAACUAUUGGUAUUCUUUUGCUGUCAUACUUCCCAACGAGAUCACUGCCGCGGCUAUUGUCAUUGGAUACUGGAAUCAAACCAUCAAUACUGCUGCAUGGGUAUCUAUCUUCCUUGUGGCAAUCAUCGCCAUCAAUUUUGUCGGUGUUGCUGCCUAUAGCGAGGCAGAGUUCUGGAUGUCAUUCAUCAAAGUCAUCACUAUUGUUGGACUCAUCAUUAUCGGCAUUGUCUUGGAUCUUGGCGGUGGUCCUAAUCACGAUCGUAUUGGCUUCCGUUACUGGAAGAAUCCUGGACCAUUUAAUCAGUUCAACGGUAUUCCGGGUGCGACUCGCAGGUUCCUCGCCUUCUGGUCAUCCUUCGUCCAGGCUGCAUUCUCUUAUCAAGGUACCGAAAUCGUCGCCGUCACCGCUGGUGAAGCCCAGAACCCGACCAAGACUAUUCCGAAAGCGAUCCGCCGUGUGUUCUACCGGAUCCUUUUGUUCUACGUGGGAGGCAUCGCAGUCAUCGGCCUUCUCGUCCCCUACACUAAUGACCAGCUUCUCAAUAACACAGGUACUGCCGCCGCCUCGCCUUUCGUCAUCGCCAUUGAGACAGCCGGCAUCACAGCCCUGCCAAGUAUCAUCAACGCCGUCAUCCUGUUCGCCGCCUUCUCAGCCGGUAACUCCGAUCUCUACACCUCGAGUCGCACCCUCUACGCCCUCGCAUUGGACGGCAAGACCCCGGCCUUCCUCCGCCGGUGUACGCGGCAAGGCCUGCCAAUCUGGUGUGUAGCCAUCACCUCGCUCUUUGGCUUCCUCGCCUACCUCAACGCGGGUGCCGCCAGCGCAGGGACCGUCUUUGAGUGGUUCGUCAACAUCUCCACCGUCUCUGGUCUCUUCGCAUGGGCCACAAUCUGCUUCUCGUAUACCUGUUUCUUCAACGCGGCCAGGAUCCAAGGUUUGGAUCGUAAUACACUGCCCUAUAAAACCCCUUUCCAGCCAUACGCCGCCUGCUUCGGGUGCAUACUCGCUCUCCUUAUCAUACUCUUCAAUGGGUGGUCUGUCUUCCUAGCCGGAAACUGGAGCACGGCAACGUUCAUAGCGGACUAUAUCGGUGUGCCGAUCUUCGUUGGCUUUUACCUCUUCUGGAAAAUAUACCAACGGAGCAAGCUUGUUAGACUCGAGGAGAUCGAUUUGCUUCGGGGAGGAGAGGGGUGGACGAGAAGGAGGAAGAAGAAUGGGUUCCGGUGAAGUGGUACGAGAAGGUCUGGGCUUGGUUAAUGUGAGUGAGUCACAUCCUGGCGGCUCGGUUAGGGCCGAAAGGAACGGAAUUCUGUGUACUUGCUGGACUGUUUGCCUCUUUUUUGUUGGGAGGCACUAUAUCGAAUGCCGGUUGAUCCAUAUCCUUCCCCUACGCCCCUCCCCCCGGGCCGAAUAGGCACAUGAGUAUUCAGGUGUUUGCAUUGUGCCCACCGAUGGGGCAAGUACGACGCGAAAGCGUCCGAGGAAGUAGAUGGUCCGUGGCCAGUGCAUGGUGCUCUGUGCCUGAUGCCAGACUUUGAAUACAUUGACGUGCUUCGAA
Molecule: messenger RNA, 2046 nt
Organism: Dacryopinax primogenitus
Lineage: Eukaryota; Fungi; Basidiomycota; Dacrymycetes; Dacrymycetales; Dacrymycetaceae
Product: amino acid transporter
Exons: 4
Coding region: 21-1715 (564 amino acids)
Biological process (GO): amino acid transmembrane transport
Cellular component (GO): membrane
Molecular function (GO): amino acid transmembrane transporter activity
Source: RefSeq, a predicted model, not a curated record